UAUUUGUGCACUAAAGCCAUGCAUUACAAAUAUUUGAUGAACCACAAUAUCAUGGCUAUGGACAUUCCUCGCUAUCUAUUAUUCUCCUUUAUCAUAACCACUCACCUUGUUUCUUCUAUAUUGGUCGAUCAAAAUUCCAACAAUUAUAUCAUUCAUAUGAACUUAUCAGCCAUGCCCACACCCUUUUCUAACCAACAAAGCUGGUACCUGUCCAUCAUUUCCUCACUACUUCAAAUUACUUCUGAUCAAGUCACAAUUAACAACCACCAACUAAACCAUCUUUCUUCUUCAAAACUCGUCUAUACCUACACUAAUGUCAUGAAUGGUUUUUGUGCAAAUUUGUCUCCUUUGGAGCUUGAAGCUUUGAAAACCUCUCCCGAAUAUAUUUCAUCUAUCAAGGAUUUACCUAUCAAACUUGACACAACACACUCACCUCAGUCUAUAGGCCUCAAUCCUGUUUCAGGAGCGUGGCCUACAACACAAUAUGGAAAAAAUGUUAUCAUUGGUUUGAUAGAUAGUGGAAUUUGGCCAGAAAGUGAAAGCUUUAAAGAUGAUGAGAUAUCUGAUAUACCUUCACGAUGGAAAGGCCAAUGUGAAAAAGGUACUCAAUUUGAUCCUUCUUUGUGCAACAAAAAACUAAUUGGAGCUCGAUUCUUUAACAAAGGGUUGUUGGCAAAUAAUCCUAACAUGACAAUAAGUAUGAACUCUGCACGUGACAUUGACGGUCAUGGCACUCACACAACAACCACUGCAGCUGGAAGCCAAGUUAAGGGUGCAAGCUACUUUGGUUAUGCCUCUGGAUCAGCAAUGGGAAUGGCUCCACAUGCACACGUAUCCAUGUACAAGGUGUUAUGGGAAGGAGGAGCAUAUGUGUCUGAUACAAUAGCUGCAAUUGAUAGUGCUAUAGCAGAUGGUGUUGACGUUCUUUCAUUAUCAUUGGGUUUUGACGAGGCACCUUUAUAUGAAGACCCUAUAGCUAUAGCAACAUUUGCAGCUAUGGAGAAAAAUAUCUUUGUGUCUACAUCCGCAGGUAAUCGAGGGCCAGUGCUUGAAACUCUGCACAAUGGAACACCAUGGGUAAUAACAGUGUCUGCUGGCACAUUGGAUCGUGAAUUUCAUGGUGAUUUAACUCUUGCUGAUGGAACCAUAGUAACUGGUAUGUCUCUCUAUCCAGGGAACUUUUCUACAGACAAGGUUCCAAUAGUUUUCAUGAGCUCGUGUGAUAAUUUUAAUGAGCUUAUUGAAGUUAAAAACAAGAUCGUGGUGUGUGAAGAUAAUAAUGGAACACUUGGUGCUCAAGUAGAUAACAUUGACAGGGCAAGAGUUAUUGGGUGUGUUUUCAUAUCAAAUAGUUAUGACAUAACAUAUUUCCUUCAGACUAAGUUUGCAUCUAUCUUUUUGAAUCCGGUAAAUGGAAAACUCAUCAAAGAUUACAUCAAAUGCAACUCUAAUCCAAAAGCAAGCAUGAAAUUUAAGAGCACCGUUCUAGGUACAAAACCAGCACCAAUGGUAGAUAGUUAUAGUUCUAGAGGACCAUCUCACAGUUGUCCAUUUGUGUUGAAACCAGACAUCACAGCUCCAGGUACAUUGAUCUUAGCUUCAUGGCCUCAAACAGUUCCAGCGACAGAGUUGCAGUUUCAAAAUAAUGUCUUCAGCAACUUCAACUUGUUAAGUGGAACAUCUAUGUCUUGUCCACAUGUUGCAGGUGUAGCAACACUUUUAAGGGAAGCACACCCUAGUUGGAGCCCUGCAGCCAUUAGAUCAGCUAUUAUGACAACAUCAGACAUUUUAGACAAUACAAAUGAACUCAUCAAAGACAUUGGUAAUGAUUACAAACCAUCUUCUCCUCUAGCAUUGGGAGCUGGCUAUAUUAACCCCAAUAGAGCCCUUGAUCCUGGACUUAUUUAUGAUGCACAAAAACAAGAUUAUGUAAACCUUCUUUGUGCUUUAAACUUUACUCGAAAGAACAUCAUGGCCAUCACAAGAUCAUUUUUCAAUAAUUGCUCUAAUCCAUCUCUGGACCUUAACUACCCUUCUUUUAUUUCCUUUGUCAAUGCUGCAAAUAAUGGUACUGUUGGGUCAAAAGUUAAACAGGAAUUUCAUAGAACAGUAACGAAUGUUGGAGAGGAAGCAACAACAUAUGUAGCUAAAAUAACACCUAUUGAAGGGUUCCACGUGAAUGUCAUCCCCAAGAAGUUGGUGUUUAAAGAAAGAAACGAGAAGGUGACAUACAAGUUGAGGAUAGAAGGUCGAAGAAUAUUAGAGAAAAAUAAAGUAGCUUUUGGAUAUCUUACUUGGAUAGACUCAAAACAUAUUGUUAGAAGUCCCAUUGUGGUGACUAGCCUUAACUCAGAUUUAACACCCCCGUAGAGCUUGAUUUACGAUUUCUUGCUUGUGCCGAGGAUAUAAUAUUAUAUAUAUCGUGCUUUUAUCUAUACUUGAUUUCAAUUUCUCAUUAACAACUUAGUCAAUAAUCAAGAUCAGUUUCUUUACUUGGUA
This is a messenger RNA of Cicer arietinum (chickpea), 2499 nucleotides long. RefSeq names its product subtilisin-like protease SBT3. The record is from RefSeq and is a predicted model, not a curated record. Gene Ontology annotation, biological process: proteolysis. Gene Ontology annotation, molecular function: serine-type endopeptidase activity. NCBI's taxonomy places the organism in Eukaryota, Viridiplantae, Streptophyta, Magnoliopsida, Fabales, Fabaceae.